UACUUGCUACGAAGCACUCGAUAUCAUGGGCGGAUUUCUUUCAGUCCCGUUGCUGUCCUUCGUCCUCCUGCCUACGAUAGCCUCCUACACCACCACCCUCAAUAUCCUCUUCUUCUACAUGACAUGGAGCACACUGUGGAAAUCUGGGGCACAGCCGCAUUCCGAUUAGCAUUCUUUGUGGUACCAUCCAUCAUAUUCUUCCUCUUUGACGUCUUGACGCCGUCGGCCGCGGUGGUCAUCAAGGCGCAUGGCGAGGCCGGGCUGCCUGGAGGCAAGAAACGGUUCAAGCUCCGGUUGAAGGAGUUUAAGAUUGCAGGAUACGCGCUCGGAAAUCUUCUCUUGUCUAUUUGUACGCAGACGGCCAUUGAAUGGUUCUUCACUCGAGUCCUGCGUGUGCGCAGUGCGAUUAAGGUGGCCGUCAGCCUUCCCACGCCGUGGACUAUAGGGUCUGAUGUAUUCUUCGCCUUUGUCCUUCGCGAGGGCUUGACAUACGUUAUGCACCGCUACGCCCUCCACCAUCCGAGGUCAUACCUCACAAAGCUCCAUAACGAAUGGUAUCACGAUCUGAGCUUACCGUUCCCUCUCACCGCGCACUACGACCACCCGCUCGUCUACCUAGUGCACAAGUUUGUUCCAACUUAUCUUCCCGCCAUGCUUCUCCGCUUCCACAUGCUCACCUACCUCGUCUACAUCGCCAUGGUCUCGCUUGAGGAGACCUUCGCAUACUCCGGAUACACCGUCAUGCCGACUAGUUUCUUCCUGGGCGGCGUUGCUCGCCGUAACGAAGACCAUUUGGUUUACUCGGGCGAAGGUAACUUCGGACCGUGGGGUGUCUUGGACUGGGUCGUCGGUACUAGUAUUGGUGAGACUGAUAUCGAGGACGACGUGCGGAAUGAGGCCCAUGAUCAUCAGAUUGGGCAGAGAGUGAGACAGGCGAUGGAUGCGAAUAAUCGCAAGGUGCAUGUCGAUUCUCUGCGCAGGAAUGGUCGGAAGAAGUAGAUCUGUUGAUGGAAUGGAUCAUUUUGGCAAGGGUGACAAUGAUUGAAUUUUUUGGGUUUCGAGGCGAAUGGAUUAAAUAGGUAGUAUAGAUUCGGGUUUUGGGGGGGG
Messenger RNA from Penicillium subrubescens, 1107 nucleotides. Its product is annotated as sterol desaturase family protein. The record is from RefSeq and is a predicted model, not a curated record. The transcript is spliced from 3 exons. Gene Ontology annotation, molecular function: C-4 methylsterol oxidase activity; iron ion binding. Lineage: Eukaryota; Fungi; Ascomycota; Eurotiomycetes; Eurotiales; Aspergillaceae. The annotation marks the transcript as partial. Gene Ontology annotation, biological process: ergosterol biosynthetic process.